This is a messenger RNA of Sodiomyces alkalinus F11, 6828 nucleotides long. Its product is annotated as acetyl-CoA carboxylase. Gene Ontology annotation, molecular function: ATP binding; acetyl-CoA carboxylase activity; metal ion binding. The record is from RefSeq and is a predicted model, not a curated record. The coding region runs from base 1 to 6828 and encodes 2275 amino acids. The transcript is spliced from 4 exons. Gene Ontology annotation, biological process: fatty acid biosynthetic process. Lineage: Eukaryota; Fungi; Ascomycota; Sordariomycetes; Glomerellales; Plectosphaerellaceae.
AUGGCACAAACCAGGGGCCAAGCCAAUGGCACGAGCCACGUCGUUCCACAUAUGAACGGCAAGGCUUCGUACGCCGAGAAACACAAGAUUGCCGACCAUUUUAUCGGUGGCAACAACCUGGCCAAUGCUCCGGCCUCGAAGGUCAAGGACUUUGUGGCUGCGCACGAUGGUCACACCGUAAUCACAAAUGUCCUCAUCGCCAACAACGGUAUCGCUGCCGUAAAGGAGAUUCGAUCUGUGCGGAAAUGGGCUUACGAGACAUUCGGCGAUGAGAAGGCCAUUCAAUUCACUGUCAUGGCCACACCGGAGGAUCUGGCAGCCAACGCUGAUUACAUCCGCAUGGCCGACCACUACGUUGAGGUCCCAGGAGGCACAAACAACCACAACUAUGCCAAUGUCGAGCUCAUCGUUGACAUUGCCGAGCGGAUGAAUGUCCACGCCGUAUGGGCUGGCUGGGGUCACGCCUCCGAGAAUCCUAAGCUUCCCGAAUCCCUCGCCGCUUCUCCCAAGAAGAUCGUCUUCAUUGGCCCUCCCGGCUCUGCGAUGCGCUCUCUGGGUGAUAAGAUCUCCUCCACAAUCGUCGCCCAGCACGCUGAAGUGCCGUGCAUUCCUUGGUCGGGAACCGGCGUCGACGAAGUGGACGUUGACGACCAGGGGAUUGUUACCGUCUCCGACGGGGUCUACGCCAAGGGCUGUGUGACCUCGUGGCAGGAGGGUCUUGAACGCGCCAGGGAGAUUGGGUUCCCCGUCAUGGUCAAGGCGUCCGAGGGCGGUGGCGGUAAGGGCAUCCGAAAGGUCGUGUCCGAGGAGAACUUUGAGCAGCUGUACAAGGCUGCUGCCAGCGAGAUUCCCGGCUCUCCCAUCUUCAUCAUGAAGCUGGCCGGCAACGCGAGACAUUUGGAGGUCCAGCUCCUUGCUGAUCAGUACGGCAACAACAUCUCCCUCUUCGGCCGUGACUGUUCCGUGCAGCGCCGUCACCAGAAGAUCAUCGAGGAAGCGCCCGUCACCAUCGCCAAGGACGAGACCUUCAAGGCCAUGGAGGAGGCCGCCGUCCGCCUGGGCAAGCUGGUCGGCUACGUCUCUGCCGGUACCGUCGAGUAUCUCUACUCCCACGCCGAGGACAAGUUCUACUUCCUCGAACUCAACCCGCGUCUGCAAGUCGAGCACCCUACCACCGAGAUGGUCAGCGGUGUGAACUUGCCCGCCGCCCAGCUUCAAGUCGCCAUGGGCAUUCCUCUCCACAGGAUCCGCGACAUCAGGUUGCUCUACGGCGUGGACCCCAAGACCGCCACUGAGAUUGACUUCGAGUUCAAGAACCCCGAGAGCGAGAAGACCCAGCGGCGCCCGCGCCCCAAGGGCCAUACCACCGCCUGCCGUAUUACUUCCGAGGAUCCCGGCGAGGGCUUCAAGCCGUCGAACGGGGUGAUGCACGACCUGAACUUCAGGAGUAGCUCCAACGUAUGGGGUUACUUCUCCGUCAGUUCCGCCUCGAGUAUCCACAGCUUCUCCGAUUCGCAGUUCGGUCACAUCUUCGCCUACGGAGAGAACCGCUCGGCAUCGCGGAAACACAUGGUCGUCGCCCUCAAGGAGCUCAGCAUUCGUGGUGAUUUCCGAACCACUGUCGAGUACCUGAUCAAGCUCCUCGAGACGGAGGCUUUUGAGGACAACACCAUCACCACCGGCUGGCUGGACGAGCUCAUCACCAAGAAGCUCACCGCCGAACGGCCCGAUCCCAUGCUUGCCGUUGUCUGCGGUGCCAUCACCAAGGCUCAUAUUGCCAGUGAGGGCUGCAUGGCCGAGUACCGUAAGAGCUUGGACAAGGGCCAAGUUCCCUCCAAGGACAUCCUGAAGACCGUUUUCACCGUCGACUUCAUCUACGAAGGUUUCCGCUACAAGUUCACUGCUACCCGCGCCAGCAGCGACAGCUACCACCUCUUCAUCAACGGGUCCAAGUGUUCUGUCGGCGUUCGCGCUCUCAGCGAUGGUGGUCUCCUCAUCCUGCUGGACGGCCGUAGUCACAGUGUCUACUGGAAGGAGGAAGUCGGUGCGACCCGCGUGUCCGUCGAUGGCAAGACCUGCCUUCUCGAACAGGAGAACGACCCCACCCAGCUGAGGACCCCCAGUCCCGGCAAGCUCGUCAAGUACCUCGUCGAUAACGGCGAGCACGUCAAGGCCGGCCAGAGCUUUGCCGAGGUGGAAGUCAUGAAGAUGUACAUGCCCCUCGUCGCUACCGAGGAUGGUAUCGUCCAGCUCAUCAAGCAGCCCGGCUCUACCCUCGAGGCAGGUGACAUUCUGGGCAUCUUGGCCCUCGACGACCCCAGCCGUGUCAAGCAGGCCCAGCCCUUUGUUGCCCAGCUCCCCGUCUACGGCGAACCCGUGGCCGUUGGCACCAAGCCUGCUCAGCGUUUCUCCGUCCUCUACGGCAUUCUCAAGAACAUCCUGCUGGGCUACGACAACUCGGUCAUCAUGGCGCCCACUCUGAAGGAGCUCAUCGGGGUCCUUCGCAACCCAGAACUGCCUUACAGCGAGUGGAACGCCCAAUUCGCUGCUAUGCAUUCGCGCAUGCCCAACAAGCUCGACGCGCAACUGGCCCAGAUCGUCGAGCGCUCCAAGGCUCGUCAGUCUGACUUCCCGGCGAAGUCGCUUGCCAAGGCUUUCCAAAAGUUCAUUGACGAGAAUGUCGCCAGCGGUGACGCUGAGCUCCUCAAGACCACACUUUCGCCCCUGACGGCCGUCAUUGAAGCCUAUAUCGACGGUCAGAAGACACACGAGCUCAACAUCAUUGGAAGCCUGCUCGACAUGUACACUGAGACGGAGAAGGUCUUCACCGGCCCCGGCCAGCAAGAAGACAGUGUUAUACUGAAGCUGCGUGAGCAGAACAAGGACGACGCCUCCAAAGUUGUGCAGACUGUCCUGUCCCACAGCCGCGUCAAUGCCAAGAGCUCGCUGAUUCUUGCGAUUCUCGAGGAGUACCGUCCCAACAACAAGCCCAACGUUGGAAAUAUCGGCAAGCAUCUCCUUGGCAGCCUACGGGCCUUGGCCGAGCUGCAAUCCUCCCGCGCCACGUCCAAGGUUUCGCUCAAGGCUCGUGAGAUCAUGAUCCAAUUGUCCAUGCCUUCUCUCGAGGAGCGUACGAGCCAGAUGGAGCAUAUCCUCAAGUCUUCCGUGGUCGAGUCACGGUACGGCGAAGCUGCCUUCGAGCAUCGUCAGCCCAACCUCGACGUCAUCAAGGAAGUCGUCGACUCGAAGUACACUGUCUUUGACGUCCUUUCGCUCUUCUUCUCCCACGACGAUCCUUGGGUCGGCAUUGCCGCUCUCGAAGUCUACCUCCGGAGGGCCUACAGGGCUUACGUCCUCGAGGAUGUGCAAUACCACUGCGAUGAGUCUGAUAAUCCUCUGUUCUGCUCCUGGGACUUUACCAUGGGCAAGUUCGGCGAGGGCGAGUUUGGUCUGGCCCUUCAGUCGGCCGCGCCCUCCGCUGCCGCCACCCCUAGCGGACAGGAUUUCAAGCGGAUUGCCUCGCUCAGCGACAUGUCCUACUUCACCGCCAGGGUGAAGGGAGAGCCGUCUCGCAAGGGUGUCAUCGCUCCCUGUAAGUACAUCGACGAGGCUGAGGACAUCCUCUCCAGGGCCAUCGAGACCCUCCCUCUCCAAGGACAGAAGAAGGGCGGCGCCGGUCUCAUCCCCGACCUCUCUGGGAAGCGGAAGCUGCUCGGAGGGAAGCCGUCGGCCGAGGAGCUGAUGCACGUUGUCAACAUUGCCAUCCGCGACUCGGAGAGCCGCAACGACGACGAGAUCCUCACUCGCCUCCGACCCAUUAUCGAAAGCGCCAAGGAUGAUCUGCUCGCCCGUCGCGUCCGCCGCGUCACCUUCAUCUGCGGCCACAAUGACGGCUCGUACCCUGGCCACUACACCUUCCGUGGCCCCGAGUACACGGAGGAUGACAGCAUCCGGCACAGCGAGCCUGCUCUCGCCUUCCAGCUUGAACUGCACCGCCUCUCCAAGUUCAACAUCAAGCCCGUCUUCACCGAGAACAAGAACAUCCACGUGUACGAGGGCGUCGGCAAGGCCGUCGAUUCCGAUAAGCGUUACUUCACCCGUGCGGUGAUCCGACCUGGUCGGCUGCGCGACGAGAUCCCGACCUCGGAGUAUCUCAUCUCCGAGGCAGACCGCGUCGUGAACGACAUCUUCGAUGCGCUGGAGAUCAUCGGGAACAACAACUCGGAUCUGAACCAGGUCUUUAUCAACUUCACCCCGGUCUUCCAGCUGCAGCCCUCCGAGGUGGAGAGGAGUCUGCAAGGUUUCCUGGACCGCUUCGGCCCUCGCGCUUGGCGCCUGCGUGUCUCGCAGGUCGAGAUUCGCAUCAUCUGCACGGACCCCCAGACCGGGCUGCCCUGUCCCCUGCGCGUCAUCAUCACCAACACGUCGGGCUUCGUCGUCGAGGUGGACAUCUACGCGGAGCGCAAGACGGAGAAGGGCGACUGGGUCUUCCACAGCAUCGGGGGCACGAACGAGAAGGGCCCGAUGCAUCUCAUGCCCACCAGCACCCCUUACCCGACCAAGAACUGGCUGCAACCCAAGCGCUACAAGGCCCAUCUCAUGGGCACCCAGUACGUCUACGAUUUUCCCGAGCUGUUCCGCCAGGCCAUCCAGAACACGUGGACGACGGCUAUCCGGAAGAUCGGCCCCCAGGUGGCCCAGCAACAGCCCAAGGCAGGCGAGUGCCUGACCUACUCGGAGCUCGUCCUCGACGACAAGGACAACCUCGCCGAGGUCAAUCGCGAGCCGGGCACCAACUCCUGCGGCAUGGUCGGGUGGAUCUUCACCGCCAAGACGCCCGAGUACCCCAAGGGCCGCAGGUUCAUCGUUGUGGCCAACGACAUCACCUACCUGAUCGGCUCGUUCGGGCCCCAGGAAGACCAUUACUUCAACAAGUGCACCGAGCUGGCUCGCAAGCUUGGCAUCCCGCGCAUCUACCUGUCUGCCAACUCGGGUGCUCGUCUCGGCGUCGCGGACGAGCUCAUCCCCUAUUUCAAGGCCGCCUGGAACGACCCUGAGAAGCAGGAUGCCGGUUUCAAGUACCUCUACUUGGACGCCAAGGCCAAGGAGAAGUUCGACACCGCCGUCAUCACCGAGGAGAUUGAGGAGGAUGGUGAGAAGCGUCACAAGAUUGUCACCAUCGUCGGCACGCAAGACGGGCUCGGUGUUGAGUGUCUGCGGGGCUCUGGCCUCAUUGCUGGUGCCACCAGCCGUGCGUACAACGACAUCUUCACCGUCACCCUCGUCACCUGCCGUUCAGUUGGCAUUGGUGCCUAUCUGGUCCGCCUUGGCCAGCGUGCGGUGCAGAUUGAGGGCCAGCCUAUCAUUCUCACCGGUGCGCCCGCGCUGAACAACGUUCUUGGUCGCGAGAUCUAUACGUCCAACUUGCAGCUCGGCGGUACGCAAAUCAUGUACCGCAACGGUGUAUCUCACAUGACUGCCAACGACGACUUUGCUGGUGUCUCGAAGAUUGUGGAGUGGUUGUCAUUUAUCCCCGAGAAGCGCGGCAGCCCGAUCCCGGUAAGCCCAAGCGUCGAUACCUGGGACCGCGAGGUCGUCUACGUUCCGCAGUCGAAGGAACCCCACGACGUGCGGUGGAUGAUUGGCGGCAAGACGGGAGACGACGGCAGCUUCGCGCCGGGCCUGUUUGACAAGGAUUCGUUCGUCGAGACGCUCGGCGGGUGGGCCCGCACCGUGGUGGUGGGUCGCGCCCGUCUCGGCGGCAUCCCCAUGGGUGUGAUCGCGGUGGAGACGCGCACCGUCGAGAACGUCAUCCCUGCCGACCCUGCGAACCCCGACUCGAUCGAGCAGGUGGUCCAGGAAGCCGGCGGUGUCUGGUAUCCCAACUCGGCGUUCAAGACGGCGCAGGCUAUCAACGACUUCAACAACGGCGAGCAGCUGCCGAUGAUGAUCCUGGCCAACUGGCGCGGCUUCUCGGGUGGCCAGCGCGACAUGUACAACGAGGUUCUCAAGUACGGUUCCUUCAUUGUCGACGCGCUUGUCAAGUACGAGCAGCCCAUCUUCGUGUACAUCCCUCCGUUCGGUGAGCUGCGCGGUGGAUCCUGGGUCGUCGUAGACCCCACCAUCAACCCGACGGCCAUGGAGAUGUACGCCGACGUGGAGUCCCGCGGCGGUGUGCUCGAGCCCGAGGGCAUCAUCGGCAUCAAGUACCGCAAGGAGAAGCAGCUCCAGACGAUGGCGCGCUUGGACCCGGAAUACGCGUCGCUUAAGAAGCAGAUGCAGGCGGCCGACCUGACCAAGGAACAGGAGAACGAGCUCAAGGCGAAGAUGACGGCUCGGGAGAAGCAGCUCCUGCCGGUGUACUCGCAGAUCGCGGUCCAGUUUGCCGACCUGCACGACCGCGCCGGUCGCAUGAAGGCCAAGGGCACGAUCCGCGAGGUCCUCGAGUGGAAGAACGCCCGUCGGUUCUUCUACUGGCGUCUUCGCCGGCGUCUCAACGAGGAGUUUAUGCUCCGGCGCAUGUCGGCCACGCUGCUCUCGACGGCGGCGGCGUCGCCCGAGAGGCGGGCGGAGCACCUUCGUCUCCUCGAGUCGUGGUCGAACAUCAUCAACUUCAGCACGGCCGACCGCGAGGCUGCGGUGUGGUACGAGAGCAACCGCAAGGCCAUCACGGACCGGAUUGAGUCGUACAAGGCCGAGAGCCUGGCGGAGGAACUCGCGGCCUUGGUGCGCGACAAUACCACCGCCGGCAUGAGGGGUGUUCGUGAAGUCCUUCGGGUCAUGCCGCCCGAGGAACGUGAUCAGAUUCUGAAAUAUCUCAGGGAAUAG